Patella vulgata (common limpet) is the source of this 3496-nucleotide messenger RNA. RefSeq names its product sodium- and chloride-dependent neutral and basic amino acid transporter B(0+). The record is from RefSeq and is a predicted model, not a curated record. Gene Ontology annotation, cellular component: membrane. Lineage: Eukaryota; Metazoa; Mollusca; Gastropoda; Patellidae. The transcript has 15 exons. The coding region runs from base 199 to 2292 and encodes 697 amino acids. Gene Ontology annotation, biological process: sodium ion transmembrane transport.
ACGAACGAACGAACGAAGCGAGUUAUUGUCAACAUUACUCUAGCGAGAGCGGGGCUGGAUUAUUAGCCUCUAUUGUGCUUGAUCUGUGAUAACUUGGAUACAGGUUUGACCUUGACGACCUACACACUUGGGUAGUUUUUCUCAAAAGAACUAUUUUUUCCCAGGCACAGGACAUUAUUUUGGGAUAAGUCCACCAAGAUGGAUGUAGCAGUGACCGAUGGAAAAAUUGACCACUUGCAAAAUCAGGUGGACGAUUUAUCUAAAAAAGUUGAUCGAUACCAUGAUGAGUUGCUAAACGUCAUCGUUAAGAAAAAGAAAAAGGUGGACACGGGGGACGAAAAUGAAGAACGAGGAAACUGGACAAAUAAAUUUGAUUUCUUUUUAUCCUGUUUGGGAUAUGCCGUUGGUCUCGGAAAUGUAUGGAGAUUUCCAUAUCUUUGUUACAAAAAUGGCGGAGGUGCAUUUUUUAUACCCUAUACCAUAAUGUUGGGAAUUGUUGGUAUCCCUAUAUUCUUCAUGGAACUGUCUCUUGGUCAAUUCUCCAGUAAUGGACCAGCAACUUGUUGGUCAUUCGCCAGACUCUUCAGAGGUAUUGGGUUUGGUAUGGUGAUUGUAUCAGCAUUGGUAGCCAUCUAUUAUAACAUGAUAAUAGGUUGGGCUUUCUAUUAUCUGUUUGCCUCAUUUACCUCAGUGCUGCCUUGGACGACGUGCGGAGAGUGGAGUACACCAUACUGCAGUGACCGAUUACCGUCUUACAGAAACGAGUCACUUUGCGCAUUUAAUAACUUUACCUCAACAGGCAACGGUACUUGUGUAGAUGGUAACGGAACUCUGACUGCUCUUUAUAACGAAUCCCUGGCCAAGGAGGUACUAAAUAUCAAGAGAAAACUUCCCACAGCAGAAUAUCUCGAGCGAGUCGCUUUGGGGUCAGCCUUUAGUGAAGAUAUAAGCGAUCUUGGUCCAAUCAGAUGGCAGCUUGUGUUAUGUUAUUUACUCGCAUGGAUCUUUGUAUGCGCAACUCUCAGUAAAGGAGUCAAGUCUUCCGGAAAGGUCGUUUACUUUACGGCAACGUUUCCCUAUGUAGUCUUGAUUAUCUUGUUUAUCAGAGGUAUAUUACUAGAAGGUAGUUAUGACGGUAUAUAUUACUACAUCACUCCUAAUCUCGAUAGGUUGUGGGAUGCCGAUGUGUGGAAGGAUGCCGCUGUACAAAUUUUCUUCUCUCUGUCAGCAUCUUGGGGAGGUCUCAUUGCUUUAUCCAGUUAUAAUAAGUUCCAUAAUGAUUGUUUUAGAGAUGCUAUAAUUGUAUCUUUUGGGAACUGUCUCACCAGUUUUUUCGCGGGUUUUGUUAUUUUCUCCUAUUUGGGAUUUUUGGCUCGAGAUAUGGGUGUGGAGAUAUCUGAAGUAGCUGAUAAAGGACCAACCCUUGCCUUUGUUGUUUACCCAUUCGCUGUAACUAAGUUACCUGUAUCUACUUUAUGGGCUAUUCUGUUCUUUGUUAUGUUAGUCACAUUAGGUGUUGACAGUCAGUUUGUAUUGGUUGAAACUGUGUCCACUUCUUUCAUGGAUUUAUUCCCUAAAUCAAGGAAUUACAAAACAUUUGUGGUUGUGGGAUUUGGAACUAUUUUCUUUCUGUUGGGUUUAACUUUAACAACAAACGGUGGUUUACAUAUGUUAGAUUUAAUGGAUUAUUACUCUGGUGGUUGGAAUGUCUUAGUUAUAGCUUUAUGUGAAUGUAUAGCUCUAGGAUAUGUCUACGGUGUAAGACGAUUUGUUCGAGAUAUUGAAGUAAUGGUUGGAAAGAAAGUGUGUGGUAUAUUCCCUUGGGUCAUGUGGAAAUAUUGGUGGAUGAUCUGCUGGUGUUUCCUUACUCCAGUAGGCGUAUCGUUCAUCUUGAUUUACUCAUGGGUAUUCUACACACGAUUAGACGGUCAACCUAAUUGGGCUGAUGCCCUUGGUUGGGGAAUGACACUGGUGGUGGUUGUCGCCAUAUUUUUACCUGGUUUGAUUCUGUUAUGUACUACACCAGGGACCUUCCGGGAGAGAAUUAGAACAUUGACCACACCUACAAAAGAAUGGGGUCCAGCUUUACCUAAACACAGAGCUCUUGUAGCAUCAUAUUCUGGUCCCAACUUUGUCAUUGACCCUAAUCAAACAGAUAAUCUAGAAAAUGGUAUUUCAGCUGACGAUAUCAAUUUAAAAAAGGGAUUGGACAAUAAGGGAUAUCCAGGCUAUGUUUCUAGUGCAGAUCCUGGUUAUAACAACGAUUAUGACACAUUAGACCAGAGAUUAUAAAUAAUAAACUAAUACACCGUUGUGCAUAACCAGACUUUGAAGAAAUCGGCAAGUAAAACUGACAUGAUCUGGGGCAUUGACUGCAAUACCGGACUACAUAAUAUGCUAAGCCUAAGGGUUAAUUCAAGAUAUUACCAUAUAAGCCCAGUUGCUGGUGCCCCCUCCCUUACAUUUCUUACAUUCCAGUUUUUACGUGUUUUUUUUUAUUUUAUUAUACAACGAAUCGUUUUGAACGUAAAGUCUCCAUUAGUUUAUAUAUAUAUAUUCUUUUUACAAACUCAUCAACCUAGUAACCCAAUAUAUGAUUUGUAGGAAUUUGUUAAAAUGCUCAAUAACUUUUUUUUAUUAAAAGAAAACUUUUUUUUAAAUGUGCUCUUUGCAAAUAGUCCAUUUGUGUUAAUUGUAAUAUGUUUUGUCUUCAUGUUUUUGUUUUAUUUUUAUCUUGUAUAUCACUCACGAAUACUGAAAUCUUUUAAAAUAGAUUUUGAUUUAUUUUAUGAGUCCUAAAUCACAUUGGUAACCGGGAGUCGACGUUCUUUCAACAAUCAGACAGCAUGAGAAGUAGAAUGGAGAGUGAUGUUUAGAAAUGAAAUGGGGUUUAACUGUAAUGCUCCUUCUGUUCUGCACCACUUUGAAAAACCUCGGUCCAUUCCGGGAUUGAACACUUGACUUCUAGGUUAGCGAGCCAACGUCUUAAUCGAAAAUCCACCGCUAUAAUCGUUCCCAAUAAUGGAAAUGGGUUGGCACAUGAUGACGAACUUACAAAUACCAGGUGUCGAUGUGCUAUAAUUGGGAUACAAGAUAACGUUGAAUCUUAAUUGCCCAAUACACAUAUCUAGCGUUCCCAAUACAAUCGAUUUUAAAAACGCCAUAUAAUAGACUCUAAAUAAAAGCAUAGUUUUGACAUCAUUUAAAAAUGCUAAUUUAACACUCCUUGAUUCAUUAAAUUUCUCUGAAACAGAUCAUUUCGAUUUGAUUUAUCCCCCCCCCCCCAAAAAUGUAUAUUAUUUUCAGAGUAUUUGUAUCAUGAAAAGUGUUAUAUAUUUCGUCAAUUGCUUAUUUAUUAAAUGAGUGAUAUGUAAAUUCAGUAGAUCACCAGAGUAUAUUUUUGUCUAUAAAUAUUAUAUAUUUUACAUUGAUCAUCAAAUAAAACCUUUAUUAUAUCAUGUACAUAGACUUUAUUAAUAAAAAAAUAUGUCUACAA